GCCCCACGCAAGUGCUCUCCCAUUUUCUUCCUUCCAAAUCUUAUCUCCAUUGUUAUGGCCAUCUUCAGUUCCUCUGACUGGUCUUUUGCUUGCACCAAAACAAGCCACAUGAUCGCCUCCUCUAUUCCUCCAUGCAAAACCCUUUCCUUUUUCCACAUUUCCAGCUCAAAUCUCCGAUUUUCCCACCUAAACUCCACUGGUUGUUCAUCUCCAAUCCUUGAAGAAACUUCACCAAACUUUCCCUUGAUCGAGUUGGACCUCAAUAUUCGAUCUUCAUCACCAUCCCAGCAAUACCCAGUUCCGGAUUCUGAUCAUGACAUGAAUGAUUUUCUAUGUGGCUUGUUUCGAGAUCCUCGAACCGAAGAGUUUGGGUACGAUUACUAUGAAAAAGCCAAGGAAAAUCCAGAGUUCAGACCAAAGAAAUCGACUUUGAAGCAUCUAAUAAGGUACUUGAUAAGAUCGAAGAAAUGGGGUUUGGUUUUAUCAGUUUUUGAUGAUUUUAGGGAGUACAAUGUAAUGCCUGAUAGUUAUACUUUUUCGAAAUUGAUUAGUAGUUGUAUUAGAGCUAGAAAAUUCAGAAUUGUGGAGACUCUACUCGGAGAAUUGAAAUAUGAUUGUGAAGUUGCUGUUCUUGCUUUUGAUUCAGCUAUGAGAGGUUAUAACGAGCUGCAUAUGUUUAGAAGCACGGUUUCGGCAUUCGAAAGAAUGAAUUCUGCUGGAAUUGUUCUCAACUGUGCUUGUUAUUGUAGAAUAAUGGAAGCUUAUAUGAAAUUGGAAGAUUUUGAGCAAGGAAUCAAAUUGUUCAACCAGCUCCAAACAAAGCAAUUGGAUUUCACUCCUUUUUCAACUCAAAUAUAUGAGAUUCUAUGCCAAUCUUUGUGCAAGUCUGGAAGAAAUUUUGAAGCUCUUGAAAUCUUCAGAAACAAGAAAAUCAAAGGGGUUUUGGGAGACACAUCAAAUAUUUACUCUUCCUUGAUUUCUUCAUUCGCAAGCAGCCGAAAAGUGAAGUUGGUUGAAGAGCUUUUCCGCGAAGCGGAGAAAGAGGGAAUGCUGAAAGAUCCAACAAUGUUUCCGAAACUCAUAUCCAUGUAUGUUGAAGAAGGGUCUGUAGAGAAAACCCUUGAGAUAGUCAAGGCAAUGAAGAAUGCAAAACUCACUGUUUCCGAUUGCAUUUGCUGUGCAGUCGUCAAUGGCUUCUCCAAGAUAAAAGGGUUUCGAGCAGCGGUGAAAGUUUACGAAGAUCUGCUCUUACAAGGCUGUGAACCCGGACAAGUAACAUACGCUUCCAUUAUCAAUAUCUAUUGCAGUUUGGGGCUUUAUUCCAAAGCCGAGACUAUAUUUUCGGAGAUGGAACAAAAGGGUUUCGAAAAAUGUGUGGUGGCUUAUUGCAGUAUGGUUGUAAUGUAUGGAAAAACUGGGAGGAUAAGAGAGGCAAUGAGAAUUGUAGCGAAAAUGAAAGAAAGAGGGUGCGAACCAAAUGUUUGGAUUUACAAUGCCUUGUUGGAUAUGCAUGGAAGGGCAAAGAAUUUGAGGCAAGUUGAGAAGCUAUGGAAAGAAAUGAAGAGAAGGAAAGUUGCACCGGACAAGGUAAGCUAUACAAGUGUCAUAAGUGCUUAUAAUAAAGCAAGGGAUUUUGAAAACUGUAUGAAAUUUUACCAUGAAUAUAGAAUCAAUGGAGGUAUGAUUGAUAAGGUUAUGGCAGGAAUUAUGGUUGGAGUUUUCUCAAAGACCGGUAGAGUUGAUGACUUGGUUAAGCUUUUGCGGGAUUUGAGAUUAGAAGGAGCUCCUUUAGAUGAUAGAUUGUAUAAAUCAGCCAUGAAUGCAUUAAGAGAUGCGGGGAUUCAAAUACAGGAUAAAUGGUUGCAAGACAGUUUUGAAGCAACAUAAGAUUAAAGGGGUUUUUUCCUAUUUCAUUUUUUCUUUUUUCUUUUUUUCUCAAUUGUAAUUUAAUUGGGGUGGGACAGAGAGAUAAAAAUUAUAUCUAUUUUUAAAAGAAUUAAUAAAUUAUUGAGUUAUAUAGAAGCAGCCAAGUAUUCUAGUUAAUUUGUGUACAGAAGCUGGUGGAUCUGUUUGUAAACAUUCAAAAUGCAUAGAUCAAAAGCCAGAAUUUUUUUUU
Molecule: messenger RNA, 2116 nt
Organism: Ziziphus jujuba (common jujube)
Lineage: Eukaryota; Viridiplantae; Streptophyta; Magnoliopsida; Rosales; Rhamnaceae
Product: pentatricopeptide repeat-containing protein At5g13770, chloroplastic
Exons: 1
Coding region: 55-1887 (610 amino acids)
Molecular function (GO): protein binding
Source: RefSeq, a predicted model, not a curated record